UGUCACUGAGUUUGGCGCCAUCCUAUCAGUUAGCAUGUUACAGUGUGUUGUUCAAUAAGAGAAAAUUUACAAGUUUUGUGUAUUUUAAUAAAAAUUGUUUUGUUAUAUUAUUUUAAAAACUAUGACCACAGUUCGUCGUUCAACUCGUCUGAAUAGUGUUGACAAAUCAACGCGUGCUCAUCCUGUUGACACUUCUGAAAAGCCUUCAUUACGUCCAGAACUUUGGCGUCUACGCCAAACAAAGCAUUUUGUUGCAAGCGGCGACGAGGAGGAAGAAGAUACAUGUAGAAAAUCACCUACGUUUGCAGAAAUAGAUAAAGAAAAUUCGAAAAACAGCAACGUUAUGAGUAAAGCUAAAACUAGACGUCAAAUGAAAAGUAAUCAGAUUGCAGUAACAACUCAAGAUGCUCAAGAUCAUAAUACACCACGGCGUGGCAAGGUAACACGUUCAGGUUCAUCCAGCAGCAAACUUGGAUUGACUAAAAAACGCAGCGGUGAAGCACAUAGCCAAGAUAAUGCCCGAAAUGAUGAUGAAUUUGAAGAAUUGCAAGGCGGACCAGAUGUAUCACCACCGAAGCAGGCACGUUGGAAACAAAAUUUUCAAUUGAUAAGUCCUUCAAGAUUAAUAGAUCGAUUAAGUAUAGACGACCACAAAGAUGCUAAUACUGAUACUGAUGAAGAAGACGUACACACUCGUUCAGGAGAAGAAAAAGUUGAGAAACAAGUAACCCCCACGCGUAACAAAUACCAAAAUGCGCGUCGUGUGCUAAAUAGUGCCGAAACUCAACAUUUGCCAGGACGAGAAAAGCAAUUGCAAGACUUAAGAACCUUUUUUGAAAAACAUUUAGAGGAAAAGCGAUCUGGUAGUUUGUAUGUAUCCGGGCAGCCAGGCACUGGCAAAACUGCAUGUCUCUCUUUGCUUUUAAGGUCACCUGAGCUAUCUAAACAACUGAAAUGCGUCUACAUCAAUUGCACGUCCAUUGCCAGCAUAAAUGGUGUUUACAAAAAGUUGUGUACUGAACUCAAGCUUCAUCCCUCCGGACGUAGUGAGCGUGAUUAUAUUGCAUGCAUGCAGCAUCACUUGCGUACGUCACGCCGUAUGCUGCUCAUUGUAUUAGAUGAAAUCGAUCAGCUUUGUAGUGCUAAACAGUCAGUUUUAUAUACCAUUUUUGAGUGGCCUUCACUACCAAAAGCGCAACUGCUGCUGGUGGGCAUAGCUAAUAGUCUAGAUCUCACAGAGCGCACAUUAAUGCGACUAAAUGCACGAUGCGAACUAAAGCCACAGCACAUGCAUUUUCCACCGUACACUAAGCAGGAGAUUGUAGAAAUAUUUCGUGCGAGACUUGAAGAAGCGGGAGUGCUUGAUGUCUUCCCUCCAGUUACGCUCCAGCUCUUGGCAGCUAAAGUUAGUGCAGUGAGUGGUGAUGUACGCCGCGCACUGGAUAUUGGCAGGAGAGUAGCUGAAAUAGCGGAACAACAGAUGAAAUUAGGGCAGCGUCAGGUGAAUCUGAAAGCUAAAGAAGUCAUCCUAAAACCAGUGCAAGUGUCUCAAGUGGCAGAGGUGUUAAACAAAGUAUAUGGUGUUUCACAAAACCUUCAAGAAGACAUAGAAGACUCAUUUCCACUGCAACAGAAAAUUGUGCUAUGUUCUCUGAUGCUAAUGCUUCGUAAAGAACGCAACAAAGACAUAACCAUUGGACGCCUACACGAGGUAUAUAGACGAGUGUGUACUAAGCGCAAUAUUCACGCAUUGGACCAAGCUGAAUUUGCAGGAUUGGUCGACUUAGUUGAAACACGUGGCAUACUGCGCAUCAUUCGCAAAAAGGAACCACGUCUGUACAAAGUGGUGCUGCAGUGGGACGAAGAAGAAGUGAAUGGCGCACUAAGAGACAAACAACUGAUUGCUUCUAUAUUGGACGACACUGCCUGCCUUGGAAAAUGUUAACGUGGGCUGACUUCACAAGUGCAUUAUAAAGCUUAAAUUCGACAUCUACAUAUUUAUCAAAGUCAUAUUUACAAGUAAAAUCAUUCAACAUACAAACCAAUAGAAAUAUUUUUAAAAAGUGUUAAUAAAUGAAUCGCAUACCUGACAAAACAACCAUAAUUAAAUGUAAUCUGUACAUUCUGUACGUUAAAAAUUGAAUGUAACCACUUCAAAUCGUUUUAAUGUCAGUCAGUUCUACAUUACCGAAACGACCAGGGUAUAUAUCCCACUGUCAACUUCAUAUCCAUAAAUUGAUGGGGAAUGUCUUAUGAUAUCACUGUCAUUAUUAAAAUAAUAGUGACAAAACAAAUUAAUCGGAAAUCCUUUAGAGUGUACAAAGUAACUAAUUAAUAAAUCUAAUUUGGCACUAAACUGGUAUAUUUUAUACAAAUAAAUGAACUCUACGAACACAUUCUA
Anastrepha ludens (Mexican fruit fly) is the source of this 2401-nucleotide messenger RNA. RefSeq names its product cell division control protein 6 homolog (gene Cdc6). Gene Ontology annotation, cellular component: nucleus. The transcript is spliced from 2 exons. The record is from RefSeq and is a predicted model, not a curated record. The coding region runs from base 122 to 1945 and encodes 607 amino acids. Gene Ontology annotation, molecular function: DNA replication origin binding; ATP hydrolysis activity. Gene Ontology annotation, biological process: mitotic DNA replication checkpoint signaling; cell division; DNA replication initiation. NCBI's taxonomy places the organism in Eukaryota, Metazoa, Arthropoda, Insecta, Diptera, Tephritidae.